AUGGGGAGGCAUUCUUGCUGCUAUAAGCAGAAGUUAAGAAAAGGACUUUGGUCUCCGGAGGAAGAUGAGAAACUUAUACACCACAUAACAAAAUAUGGACAUGGCUGCUGGAGCUCAGUUCCGAAACUAGCCGGUCUUCAAAGAUGUGGAAAGAGCUGCAGAUUAAGGUGGAUCAAUUACUUGAGGCCUGAUUUGAAAAGAGGGAGAUUCUCACAACAGGAAGAAAAUUUGAUAAUUGAACUGCAUGCAGUUCUUGGCAACAGAUGGUCUCAGAUUGCUGCUCAAUUGCCUGGAAGAACAGAUAAUGAGAUAAAGAAUCUUUGGAAUUCUUCCAUCAAGAAAAAAUUGAGGCAAAAAGGGAUUGACCCUAAUACACACAAACCAUUUUCUGAAGUUGAAUACUAUGAAGAAAAACCAUCUGCAAGCAGCAUCAAGAAUAAUAAUCAUGAUCAGAAAACAUCAGAAGGGUCCAGUGAUCUGACUUUUGCGGAAUCCAAGAACUGUAAUAACAUAGGAAUUGCCGUAGCUCAAAAAGGAAAUCCAUCUUCUGUUGGAAUGGACCAUGAAUUUUUCCUUAAUAGGUUCGUUGCCAACCAUGAAACCUCCACCACAAGCUGUAAGAAUUCUGAUUUGUCAGGGCUUCUGUCUUUCCAGCACAUAAAUUAUGGUCCCAACACAACAAAUUUGUACUUCACUCCAAAUUCCACCACUUCUGCAAUGGUUAGGAACCCGUCGCCUCCACCCUGUACUAACUACGAGAUCACUCCAAGGCCGCCUUCAGUUCUCCCCUCGAUUCUUGCUCCAUCAAUGCUUAUAAAGCCUACUGUGAAUCCGCCAUCUGAUAGUUCCAUAAGCCCUUUUGGUGUAAACAAGUUUCAGAAUAUGGAUUUCUUUGAAAAUAAUGUUUUCCCAUGGGGAAAAUCAGAGAAAUUAGAAAGUCAUAUUCAUGUAUCAGAAUCAGAAAUUCCACAAGAUAUUAAGUGGAACGAGCAUAUUCAAACUCCAUUUUUACUGAACAAUUCUAUUCAGAAUCAAACACAUUUUGCUACAGAAUAUUCAGUAAGUGCUGCUGAUUGGCAUUCAAAUGAGCUGCAACAAUCAUUACAAUCUGCAGAAGUAUACAGCAAACAUUUCCAAAUGCUUCCUGCCUCAUUUGGACAGUUUUCUUAG
This is a messenger RNA of Fraxinus pennsylvanica, 1170 nucleotides long. The record is from the annotation of a GenBank genome assembly. NCBI's taxonomy places the organism in Eukaryota, Viridiplantae, Streptophyta, Magnoliopsida, Lamiales, Oleaceae.